This is a messenger RNA of Thermothelomyces thermophilus ATCC 42464, 1377 nucleotides long. RefSeq lists its product as uncharacterized. Gene Ontology annotation, molecular function: oxidoreductase activity, acting on NAD(P)H. The record is from RefSeq and is a predicted model, not a curated record. NCBI's taxonomy places the organism in Eukaryota, Fungi, Ascomycota, Sordariomycetes, Sordariales, Chaetomiaceae. The coding region runs from base 161 to 1240 and encodes 359 amino acids. The transcript has 2 exons.
GUAAACAGUAUAUAUAGACGUACUGCCAGUUGGUGAACCAUCGUGACAGAUCAAGCAGCCCACCCUCACCAUUCAGUCACAGAGUAGUACCCUUGGUCAAACCAACACCGCCCCCUUAUACAGGUCCCGCUUGAGCCCCGCAUCAUCAGUUCUCACCAUCAUGGCGCCUCCAGCUGAGAUCAAGGCCUUGGUCAUCACCAAGCCUGGGACGGCCGAGAUCAAGACCGUACCCCUGCCAACGCUCCCGGACGAUUAUAUCCUCGUCCGUGUCACGGCCGUGGCAUUGAACCCAACAGACUGGAAACACAUCGACAUGGGCGAAAACACCGUAGGCACGAUCGUUGGCUGCGACUAUGCCGGCGUCGUCGAGCAGGUGGGGCCCAAGGUCACCAAGCCGUUCGCCAAGGGCGACCGUGUCGCCGGCAUUGUCCACGGGUCCAACAAGGUGCGGCCUAAUGGCGGCGCGUUUGCCGAGUAUAUCAUCGCCAAGGGCGACCUGCAGAUCAAGAUACCCGACAACCUGAGCGACGAAGAGGCUGCGACGCUGGGUGUGGGUGUCAGCACGGUGGGCCAAGGUCUCUACCAAGCCCUGAAGCUGCCGCUCCCCGGCACGGCCGCUCCCAGCAACCCACCACCCGAGAUCCUCAUCUACGGCGGCAGCACAGCCACCGGGCUUCUGGGCAUCCAGUUCGCCAAGCUCUCCGGCUAUCGCGUGGCCACGACUGCGUCGCCUCACAACUUCGACUACCUCAAGUCCCUCGGCGCUGACGGCGUCUUUGACUACCACUCGCCCACCGUGGCCGACGACAUCAAGGCCUGGAGCGCCAACCCGGACGCGCUGACCCUCGCGUGGGACUGCCACGCCAGCGACGAUGCGGCUCGCAUCAGCGCGGCGGCGCUGAGCACGACGCGCGAGGGCCAUUAUCGGGCGCUGCUGAGGGUCAAGGACGACGUUGUGCGGAGCGUCAACCCGAAGGUGGACAAUGGCUUCACCCUGGCCUAUACCAUCUUUGGUGAGGAGAUCGAGAAGUCGCGGGUGUGGCCUGCUGUGCCGGAGGACUUUGAAUUUGGUAAGACCUUCUGGGAGCUGGCGAGGAACCUGCUGGCGCAGGGCCAGCUUAAGCCUCCCCGGCCAGACACCAACCGUGGGGGGAAGAAGGGCUUGGAGGGCGUUCUGUAUGGAUUGCAGCAGCUGAAAGAGGGCAAGGUCAGCGGUACCAAGUUGGUGUACACCCUAUGAGCCGGAGGGCCGCUAGCGAUCUGCUGAACCGCUUCUCGAAAAAAAAAAAAAUGAUGAUGAGAACGGAAAGUGUUUGCGUUAGACUAAACUAAAAUAAAAAGACAACGCCUUUUCUCUCUCUCUUUUUUUUUUUUUUU